Messenger RNA from Polyodon spathula (Mississippi paddlefish), 4200 nucleotides. Its product is annotated as zinc finger protein 148-like. Gene Ontology annotation, molecular function: RNA polymerase II cis-regulatory region sequence-specific DNA binding; DNA-binding transcription factor activity, RNA polymerase II-specific. NCBI's taxonomy places the organism in Eukaryota, Metazoa, Chordata, Actinopteri, Acipenseriformes, Polyodontidae. Gene Ontology annotation, biological process: regulation of transcription by RNA polymerase II. Gene Ontology annotation, cellular component: nucleus. Bases 163 to 2556 code for a protein of 797 amino acids. The transcript has 7 exons. The record is from RefSeq and is a predicted model, not a curated record.
AGAGUCACAGUGGAGCUGGAAUGUUGUUGCUGUCAAUGGGAGCUUCACCAGAGAAACUUUUACAGACAAAAUAUGACUGCAAAGCGGCUAAAAUAGCUCUUACCAGACCCGGAAUAUUUGUUUCCUACCCAGCAACUCAGCUGCAGUGCCCUGUGUUAAAGAAUGAAUGUUGAAGACAAGUUGGAAGGCAUUUUCCUUAAAUGCAGUAGCACAGCAGAGAUACAGACUCCCAGAGGUCUGGUUGCUCCAGAGCAGUCAGUGAGAGGUAAAAUGGAGUGCCAGGAUCUGGGGUUGGGGGAACGUGACAUCCCCCAUGACGUUAUUCUGGGUGAGGAGGAUGAUGAAGACCUACAGGACAGCCAGCUGCCUCAGCAGGAGCUCAUCCCCCAUGAUGAGCUCAUGGUUCACGAGGAGACGGUGAAGAAUGAUGACGAGGACCAAGAAAUGCAUGACAGGCUUCCUCAGGAGCUGCACUAUUCCAUGCAUUUACCGGUACAUGUUAAACAGGAAAUAAAGUUAUCAGAAGAGCCAGUACAGAUGAAAAAGGACAGUAAACAGCCCAGAGACAUGAUUGAUUGUCAGAAAAAGAAGAAAAGAAAACAGCGUUCUCCUGCAAAGAUUCUUACAAUAAAUGAAGAUGGGUCCCUAGGGCUUAAGAGUCCAAAGUCUCACGUUUGUGAACACUGCAGUGCUGCCUUCCGAACAAACUACCAUUUACAGAGACAUGUCUUCAUCCAUACAGGUGAGAAGCCGUUUCAGUGCAGCCAGUGUGAUAUGCGUUUCAUCCAGAAGUACCUGCUGCAAAGACAUGAAAAGAUUCACACCGGUGAAAAACCAUUUCGCUGCGAUGAGUGUGGAAUGAGAUUUAUACAGAAAUACCAUAUGGAGAGGCACAAGAGAACUCACAGUGGAGAAAAGCCUUACCAAUGUGAAUACUGCCAUCAGUACUUCUCCAGGACUGACCGGGUACUGAAGCACAAGCGCAUGUGCCAUGAGAAUCGGGACAAGAAAUCCAACAAAGCUGCAGCUAAGGCAGGACUCUUGGGAAGUGAUGAAGACUUUGGCCUCACCCCUCCCCCGAAGGAAAGCUCACUGCCAAGGAAAAAGAGGCAGAAGACCAGUGAGAAACCAAGGACUUUGGUUGCUCUUCCUGAGAAAGACGAUGGUGGAGAAAACCUUGAGCAAAAGAAUGUCAAAAACGACUAUUUGCCUUUGUAUGCAAUUGCCUCCAAAGUCAAAGAUGAGUAUAUGGUGGCAGAGUAUUCUGUAGAGCUGCCGCACUCCUCUCUUGGUGGUGGACAGAUGGGUGAAUCAUCAUCUCAGAUGAUACACCCUCCUAAAUUAGUCCUUAAAAAGGUUACCAACAAGAGAACCCAGAAACAGCCCUUGGUCGAAAGCCAGAAUAUGUCCCAUUUGUCAUCUUCAUUUGAAGAAAGUAAAGUUACCAAAUAUGCUUUUGAACUUGCGGACAAGCAAGUUCUUCUAGACUCGGAGAGUAACGCUGACAUGGACCAUGUAGACACCCUGCAGGAGGGUCCAAACAAACCUGCAGCCAGCAGUAAUAACUAUGAUGAUGCCAUGCAGUUUUUAAAAAAGAAAAGGUAUUUGCAGGCAGCCACUAAUAAUAGCAGGGAUUAUGCCCUAAAUGUUGGCACAAUAGCAUCUCAGCCCUCUGUCACCCAAGCAGCUGUGGCCAGUGUCAUUGACGAAAGAGCCACUGUCUCUAUUUUAGAUACACAGACCUUAAAUGUUGAAAUGAAGUCUGGCCAUGACAAGAAUGUUAUUCCAGACGAAGUCCUCCAAACUCUUCUGGAUCACUAUUCCAACAAGGCAAAUGGACAACAUGAAAUGUCUUUCAGUGUGGCAGACACCGAAGUGACAUCCAGCAUAUCAAUUAAUGCAUCUGAUGUUACCGAGGUCAGCCAGGCUGAGACUGUUGGGACGAGUUCCCAGACCUCGUCUACAGAAAAAGCCAGCAUGCUGCAGGAGUAUUCUAAAUUUCUUCAGCAAGCCUUGGAUAGAACUAGCCAGAAUGAUGCCUAUUUAAAUAGCCAGAGCCUUACUUUUGUGACCGAGACCCAAACUCUUUCCAGCCAACCUCUGUUUUCCACAAUUGAUAAGCAGUAUACCUUGUCUAACCGGUCCGGCUUUCGAUCCGGGAUGAACUCUCCAUUGAGGUCCUCUUCAGAGAAGUCUCACUUUGGGCUGAUCGUAGGAGACUCUCAACACUCCUUCUCAUUUUCAGGGGAUGACACUAACCACUCUUCUGUCUUGCCUGCGGAAGACUUUUUAGAGCAGGUUACCUCUUCAAAAAAGAGUGACACCCAACCGAUCCAUCAGGCCUUUCAGAUCGGUACUUUUGAGCAGAACUCAUUUCAGUUCCAAAGCUCAAGGUCUGGAAUCUCCUCCCAGUUCAACACUGCCAAUGGACAAGCGAGCCUGCGUGGACAUGGGCCUAGCACAGACUUCCCUGAGUUUCCUUUGGUUAAUGUGACUGAGAGCAGAACGCCGAUGACUUCUUCACCAGGUGCCACAACCAGCCAAACAUUUGGUUAAAUGAAACCUAUAUAUAAAAGGCACUUUACAUCCACACUUUUUUUUUUUUUUUUAAACUUGCAUUUGUGGGAAACCUUUUUAAAUCUGACCAACUUGCAGUUUAAAAUCUAUAAGGGUUUAUUUCCCUUUAACCUGCCAUUUCAUCCAAUGGCAAGAAUCAAAAUACAAUCUUUAUUUAUCUCGCAAUAGUUAUUUUGCAUGCCGCUUUAAAAAUGUUUACUUCUGGGUUUAUUUUAACCAUGGAUUUCAAUACCCCAGAUUGUCCUGAAUAAUGAGACCAGAAGUCAAACCUGCCAGUCCAUAAUCCUGUAGUUUCAAGUAUGGUAUCAGUGUAACCCCCUUCCCAAGCCAGCUAUGGCUUAGCACUAUUUGCAGUUUAUAGAACAAUAUGUUGGUACUUGUACUGACAUUUGGUAUUUCUCAUCUAUGUUUAUUUUUAGAUUUUUUUUACUUUUAAUAAUGUGUUUUUUUACUACUGUAUCGUAUUGGACCUGAACAUUGUAUUUUGGAGACUAUCUUACUGAUAACUCACACCGUAAUCAAUGAACAGUUACACUGAGUUUGUUAUGGAAUCAUAUAUCAAUUUUUGGUAGUUGACUGUAAUUCAAGUGGCAUUUGUUGGAACAUCAGUAAAAGAAAAUAUAAAACACAUUGUAACUGGGCAAUAUAUAAGACCUUUUAAAUAUGUGCUAUAGAGGCUGUUAUAUAAUGUUUACUGUUGAAAAAGUAGAAAUGAAUGUUUAUUUUUAAAUUUAAAAAAUCAGGCACAUAUUUAAAGGCUAAUACACAGUAAUUAGAUUGGAUUUAAUUUCAUUGUAACACUUUUUUAAAACUAAAAAUCAAUUUCUUCAAUAUUUUGAUUGAUAUGAUUUAAUUUACUUUUGUAGCUAAGUAGACAGUUGGUUUCAUUAAGUAUGUUACAUACUAUAAUCUAAAACCCCACGUGAAUUGAAUUGCACUUAAUUGUCUUUUUAUAUGCUAGCUUACGAAUAAGGUAUUUAAGUUCUUAAGGAGUACCACAGAGCAUGAUAAAAACAAGUGUAACUGACCAAAUUUGCAUAGUGCAUGAUUUUUAGUUUCCCCAAAUGUUUUUUUUUUCUUUUUUUGUUAUGAUAUUAUAGUGAAUAUGAUAUCUGUAUUUUUUUACUCUUUCAAUACUGCAGGUCUUUAUAGAGGUUUUGGAAAGAUAACUCAAAAGGUCAUAACAUUUGUGACCCUUUCAGUCCAUUCCAACCAUUAUUAUUAUUAUUUGUUUGUUUAGCAGACGCCUUUAUCUCAGGCGACUUAGACUAGGGUGUGUGAGCUAUGCAUCAGCUGCAGAGUCACUUACAACAACGUCUCACCCAAAAGAAGGAGCACAAUGAGUCAGUGAGCGAGCCAGGAUCUUAACCAGGGACCUCACAAGCCCUUUUCUUUUAAAAAUAAAUAAAAAUUACAAAAUGGAACUAACUUUUUUUCAAAUAAUGCCAAACAUUGUAAAUGCAUUUCAACACAGCCAUUGCCAUCAAUGGAAAAGAUGAUAGACAAAAUGUGGAUUAAAACCAGACUCCCAUUCCAUAGCAGUUUUAAGCAUUCCAGGUUUUCGUUUCUCACACAUGAGAUUAUUUAUGCAAACCAUCCCCACACAAUAUUAUUCAUGUGGUG